CUUCUACGAUCGUCUUCACAAUCCAGUUUCAUCUCCAACCUUUCAAAGCCAAUGGCCGCUUCCACCGCCGCCGCCGCCGUCUCCACUUUUCUCGGCACACGCAUGACCGCCACGCCCGACAGCGGGCGAUUUCAGGCCAGAUUCGGGUUCGGCAAAAAGAAACCCAAGGCGAAAAAGCCUGCCGGAAGCUCAGACCGGCCUCUCUGGUACCCAGGAGCUAAAGCUCCUGAGUGGCUGGACGGCACUCUGGUUGGUGACUAUGGCUUCGAUCCCUUUGGUUUAGGCAAGCCGGCGGAGUACUUGCAGUUUGAUCUUGAUUCCCUCGACCAGAACCUCGCGAAGAACCUCGCCGGUGAUGUGAUUGGUACCAGAACAGAGACGGCUGAUGUCAAGUCGACGCCCUUCCAGCCAUAUGCGGAGGUUUUCGGACUCCAACGUUUUCGGGAGUGCGAGCUCAUUCAUGGCCGCUGGGCGAUGUUAGCCACACUGGGCGCACUCGCCGUCGAGGCCCUCACAGGCAUCACUUGGCAGGAUGCCGGCAAGGUAGAGCUGGUGGAGGGUUCAUCAUACUUGGGACAACCGCUGCCUUUCUCCAUCACAACCUUGAUAUGGAUCGAGGUCUUGCUGAUCGGAUACAUUGAGUUUCAGAGGAACGCCGAGCUCGACCCAGAGAAGAGACUUUACCCCGGCGGCCAGUUCUUUGAUCCGCUGGGCUUGGCUGCCGACCCAGAGAAGAAGGCCACACUGCAGCUGGCUGAGAUCAAGCAUGCUCGCCUCGCAAUGGUCGGCUUCCUCGGCUUCGCUGUGCAGGCCGCCGUCACCGGAAAAGGCCCGCUAAACAACUGGGCCACACACCUCAGCGACCCACUCCACACAACCAUCAUCGACACUUUCUCCUCCUCCUCUUAAUGAAGUUGUCAAAUAUUAUGUUUUCUGUAAGUUACAUGUUUAGUUGGCUUCAGAAUUUUGGUCAUGGAGUUGGGUCUUUUGGUCAUCUCCGGAGGAUUUGCGUUAUGACUGUAUCAGGACUUGUUGCUUGAGAUGUAUAUUAAAUUUAAUGCCGUUUUAAAGAGCUGUGUUUCUUGUC
Phalaenopsis equestris is the source of this 1087-nucleotide messenger RNA. RefSeq names its product chlorophyll a-b binding protein CP29.1, chloroplastic-like. The transcript has 2 exons. Bases 52 to 909 code for a protein of 285 amino acids. Gene Ontology annotation, cellular component: plastoglobule; chloroplast envelope; chloroplast thylakoid membrane. Gene Ontology annotation, biological process: response to light stimulus; photosynthesis, light harvesting in photosystem I. The record is from RefSeq and is a predicted model, not a curated record. NCBI's taxonomy places the organism in Eukaryota, Viridiplantae, Streptophyta, Magnoliopsida, Asparagales, Orchidaceae.